Acaulospora colombiana is the source of this 789-nucleotide messenger RNA. NCBI's taxonomy places the organism in Eukaryota, Fungi, Glomeromycota, Glomeromycetes, Diversisporales, Acaulosporaceae. The record is from the annotation of a GenBank genome assembly.
AUGAGCGUUGCUAACGAAAUGGUUGUCACACCGGCUCGGGUAUUACCCACGCCGGUCAUUAACUAUCAUGUGUCCUCUAAGGAAGCAAUGUUCACACCUAGAAAUGGAUUAUGGAAUUUACGAAAUAAAAAAGUUACUGCUGGUGGGACUCUUAGUUCAUGGUCCGUGAUCGCUUUUGGGAAUGAGCGUGAUUGUCCACACCAAGCAAUCAAAAGUUUUAUUCGAGAGCUGGUAAACAUUUGUUCUGACGCUGGAAUGAAUAUCCUAACCAGAGAUCCCCCUAUAAUUCAUGAAAAUCCAGCAGGAAAUAUAGAAGAGUCUAUGACAAAAGCGUUUAUUCGCGCUGGACAAUUAUCCAAACAGAAACCCCAAUUGGUUCUGUGUAUCCUUCCAUACAAUAGUAGGCAAAUUUAUGAUGCUAUCAAGUUAGCAUCUGAUACAAUCCUUGGUGUUGCAACUCAAUGUGUUCUAAGAAAACACGUAUUUUCAGCGAAAAAGCAGUGUUGUGCUAAUAUAUGUCUCAAGAUUAAUGCAAAAUUGGGUGGAAUGAAUUCUUUUAUAAGACCAGAUUUGGUUCCAUUCAUAACCGAAAGGCCAUCGAUCAUUAUGGGGGCUGUUGUAACGUAUUCCUCACCUUAUAAUACUAAAACGUCGAUAGCAGCACUUUGCGCGUCCUUAGACAUCCGUGCAUCACGAUAUGCAUCCACCAUACGAGUGCAGAGACCGCGAGAAGAAAUGAUUAGUGAUUUAAGUGGCAUGGUUAAGGAUAUGAUAUUGGCUUUCUAUCAG